Molecule: messenger RNA, 1900 nt
Organism: Cuscuta campestris
Lineage: Eukaryota; Viridiplantae; Streptophyta; Magnoliopsida; Solanales; Convolvulaceae
Source: the annotation of a GenBank genome assembly
CUUUUACAGGUUGUACACUGAGGGUCAUGAAAUUUUCAAUUGGUAUCAGAGCCGUUAAAGCUGAAGUUACUAGCUUUAAAGAUCAAACAUGGGAGAUAUGGAAGAAGGAGCAAAUACACCUACAAAGGCAGUUGAAGGAUCAGACGUUAAAAUUCCCAAGACAUUUGAGGAAUAUUCAAAAGAAGAAGCAGCAGCUGCUGAAUGCAAUGACAAGGCCUUAAAUGCCUUGUUUGGAGCUGUGGAUAGUUCUCAAUACAGACUCAUUGCUAAUUGCACUGAAGCAAAGAAGGCAUGGAAGAUUCUUGAGACAACUCAUGAGGGAGAUGAAAGAGUCAAGACAGCCAAAUAUCAAAUCCUCAUGACCAGAUUUGAAAACCUUCGAAUGGAAGACAAGGAAAGUGUCACUGAAUUUCAUGGCAGAGUGAGAGACUUGGCAAAUGAAGCAGAACGACUUGGAAGAUCUUUUGAAGAAGACAAUCUUGUUCUAAAGGUACUGCGUGCCCUACCAGAAAGCUAUUCAGUUGAUGCCAAGGCAAUACGUCAAGCUCAUGACCUGAAAAGGAUGACACUGGAUCAACUCAUGGGAAACCUUGAAACUAUUGAGUUGGCCAUGUCAGAGGAACAGAAGAAGAAAAAGGCUGAAAAGCAAACAGCAUUUCAGGUGGGCGAUCUUGACUUAGAAGAUGAGGUCAUAUCAGAUGAUGAUUUUCAAGAACAGCUAUCACUAGUCACCAAGCAGUUCAUAAAGAGGUGGCUACAAAGAAAAGGGAAACAAGCGUUCAUACAAGAUCCACAGAGAGGCUCUCAAUCCAGAGUGAUGAAGGAGAAAGAAUUCAAGACACAACCUUCAGAAACAAGGAGAAAGGGACCACAGUGCUUUGAGUGUGGUGGAUUCCGUCACAUACAAACUGAAUGUGCAAAUAACAUUAAGAAGACAGACAGCCACCAUGGUGCGCAGCAAGAUUGCCCUGCCACAGAAAUUCAAUCGAACAAGCAUUUCAAAAACUCAGCCCUCAUGGUUCAAGAAAUUCUGCCAAGCACGCAAGAAACUUCAAGAAACAGGAGAAAAGAAGGAGAUGGCGGAGAAACAAAGCCCUCACCAGAUGAACCAGCACAAGAAGACGAGGAGUUCAUCAGAAUUCUUGAUGAAGAACCUCUAGUUGCCGUUUCAGAAGUCCCAUUCCACAAAGAAUCUGAAGUGAAGAAGAGCAAGAAGAAGGGCUACCUUACCCAACACUCCUCUGCAGUCUUCUGCUCUCUCAGGGAUUCAGCAAAGAGGAAGAGGAGGAGUAAGAACCAGAAGAACCACCACUUCAGGUGGACAGCAGGCACAUGGAGGGAAAACAUCAUAAUGACAUGGAGGUUGCUGUCCAUCCACUGCAAAGGCCAAAAAGCCACCCUCCUUGGUGAAAUUUCUGGAGCAGAAACUGAUGCAGGUCAAAGUGGAGUUAGCCAGGUGUUCACAGCAGAAAUAAAUCUGGAGACAGAAAAGGGCCAUCUUGUGACACUGUUACGUCAGGCACGGGAAGCAACUCCAGAUGAGGAGCACACAAACAGCGGGGAGAGGAGGCAACUGGGAGCACUCAUGGUGAUGAAGAGUAUGAUGAGUCUGAGGGGGAGUGAGGGGGAUGACUCAAAUUGAAGCAGUCGUGUAACAACAAACUCUAUUAUCACCCAGGCUUACCCCUCCUGCCCAAGGAUUCCGCUGGUAUUCUGCUUUCAAAACCUUGUCAAUACAGGGACAAUUUACAUUGCACAAAUUGAGACCUGAAUAUUGUUGAUGCUCCUCUUAAGUAACGCACACAUAUAGGGCCCUCCUUAUCUGAACUGAUUGCAAUAUCACGAGAAAGCUUUUCAUGAUGCAGAAGAUAUAUUGUUUUAAUAAAAUUAACACAUAAAU